AUGUAUAUUGACCCUCAGAAUAAAAACGAGGUCAGGAGGUUAAGUGUGUCUCCAAGACUUGAGGAAUCCGAACAACCGCUUUAUAGGAGCAAGAACAGUCAACUGGACUUGGAUAAUAAUAGACCAGGUCAACAACAAGAUAAAAAUAAUAGUGAAGAAGACGUUAGGAAGCAGCAGGGUAAUAUUGAGGAUAGCAUAGAUAAACUGAAUAAAAAGAUGUCGAAUGCAAAGUUGGAUGACAUAGAACAAAGGAUACGAAAUGGACCAGAUGGAGGAGAGGUGGGCGACCAAUUGAAAUUGGCUGGUAUUUCCAAACAAAGGACCGUUGCAAACGAAGAGAAUGAUUUAAAAAAGUUAGCUGUUCAUGGUAAAAAAACAGAUUGCAAAUAUACUCUAAGAGAUUUCCAAAUUCUGAGAACGUUAGGUACUGGUUCCUUUGGAAGAGUUCAUCUGGUACGUUCCAACCAUAAUGAUCGCUUCUACGCUUUAAAAGUGCUGAAAAAAUAUACGGUAGUGAAAUUAAAACAAGUUGAGCAUACAAAUGACGAAAGAAAAAUGUUAUCUGUAGUGGCUCAUCCAUUCUUAAUCAGAAUGUGGGGUACUUUUCAAGAUUGUGAACAAGUUUUUAUGGUGAUGGAUUAUAUUGAAGGCGGUGAGCUGUUUUCAUUAUUAAGGAAAUCCCAAAGGUUUCCAAACCCUGUGGCAAAGUUUUAUGCUGCAGAAGUUUGUUUAGCAUUAGAAUAUUUGCAUAGUAUGGACAUUAUCUAUAGAGAUUUGAAACCGGAAAAUAUUUUAUUAGAUAAAAAUGGUCAUAUCAAAAUUACAGACUUUGGUUUUGCAAAGUAUGUUCCAGAUGUCACAUAUACUUUAUGUGGGACGCCGGACUACAUUGCUCCAGAGGUUGUAAGUACAAAACCUUAUAAUAAAUCUGUUGAUUGGUGGAGUUUUGGCAUAUUAAUCUACGAAAUGUUGGCAGGUUACACUGCUUUUUAUGAUUCAACUACAAUGAAAACUUAUGAAAAUAUUCUAAACGCUCCAUUAAAAUUUCCUCCUUUUUUCCAUCCAGAUGUCCAGGAUUUAUUAUCCAAAUUGAUUAAUAGAGAUUUGAGCAAAAGGUUAGGAAAUCUACAAGGUGGAAGUGAAGAUGUUAAAAAUCAUCCUUGGUUUAGCGAAGUCAUUUGGGAAAAAUUAUUAUCGAGAAAUAUAGAAACACCUUACGAACCACCAAUUCAACAAGGAAAAGGUGAUACGUCUCAGUUUGAAAGAUAUCCAGAAGAAGAAAUCAACUAUGGUAUACAAGGUGAAGACCCCUAUAAUGUAUUGUUUGAAGGUUUCUAA
Molecule: messenger RNA, 1338 nt
Organism: Tetrapisispora phaffii CBS 4417
Lineage: Eukaryota; Fungi; Ascomycota; Saccharomycetes; Saccharomycetales; Saccharomycetaceae
Product: cAMP-dependent protein kinase
Exons: 1
Coding region: 1-1338 (445 amino acids)
Biological process (GO): peptidyl-serine phosphorylation
Cellular component (GO): cAMP-dependent protein kinase complex; nucleus
Molecular function (GO): ATP binding; cAMP-dependent protein kinase activity
Source: RefSeq, a predicted model, not a curated record